Molecule: messenger RNA, 1958 nt
Organism: Hibiscus syriacus
Lineage: Eukaryota; Viridiplantae; Streptophyta; Magnoliopsida; Malvales; Malvaceae
Product: probable galacturonosyltransferase 15
Exons: 6
Coding region: 160-1788 (542 amino acids)
Molecular function (GO): polygalacturonate 4-alpha-galacturonosyltransferase activity
Source: RefSeq, a predicted model, not a curated record
UCGAUUCUUUUUCUGAUUCCUAAUCAAAUUUUAUCUUUUUCUAAUUUCUGUUUUUUAAAUGAUUAAUUGAAAAAAAAUAGCAAUUCCUUCUCAAAGGUUUCAUUGCUAGCGUUGAGAAAUGAUCGAGUGGAUCUCGUUUGUAUUAAAUGGAAACGGAAAAUGAUGAAGUUGUACAUAUCAACAGCAGGGAUAAAGAGGGUUACGAUAUCCAACUCGAUUGAAGGAAGUGGGAGUAAAGGAGGAGCUACGGUGGCAGCAACCAGUGCUGCGACCGCGCGUGGACGGCUAUCAAGCCGACCGCUGUUGCCGAUUCUCUUGGUAUUGGGGAUUGUUUUGCCUUUCCUUUUCGUUAGAGUUGCCUUCUUGGCUCUUGAAUCCGCUUCUUCGUCUUCUUGUUCUUCUCCCGUCGAAUGUAAAGGAUGGAGGCUUUUUAGCAGGGGUUACGUAUCUCAGAAACUCAGAGAAGAACUGGCAAGGGCACUAAUGGAAGUGAAAGAUAACAUUGUUGAGGGGACAACAGACGGUUCACUUGAAACAUUCAAUGACCUUGUGAAGGAGAUGACGUCAAAGCAGCAAGAUAUAAAGGCUUUUGCUUUCAAGACUAAGGCCAUGCUUUUAAAUAUGGAGCAGAAGGUCCAGUCAGCAAAGAAGCGUGAGUUAAUGUACUGGUAUUUAGCUUCAAGGGGUGUCCCAAAGAGCCUACAUUGCCUCUGCCUGAAAUUGGCAGAAGAGUAUGCUGUAAAUGCAAUGGCCCGCUCUCGUUUACCUCCACCCGAACAUGUUUCUCGCCUUGCCGACACAUCCUUUCACCAUAUUGUGCUUCUGACUGACAAUGUCUUGGCUGCCUCUGUUGUGAUAUCCUCUACGGUUGAGAAAGCUUCAAACCCUGAAAAAUUGGUGUUUCACAUUGUCACAGACAAGAAAACUUACACCCCAAUGCAUGCCUGGUUUGCGAUGUAUUCGCCAAAGUCAGCUGUAGUUGAAGUUAAGGGAUUACAUCAAUAUGAUUGGUCUCGGAAGGUGAACGUUGGGGUUAAGCAGAUGUUGGAAAUACAUCAAUUGAUUUGCAGUCAUUACUACAAUAAUCUGAAAGAAGAAGACUUUGAACAUGGGGGAGAGCAUCGAAAAGUUUUCGAGGCUUUUAACCCCGGCUGCCUGUCCCUUAUGGAUCAUCUUCGGAUUUAUAUCCCUGAACUGUUUCCGGAACUCGACAAGAUAGUAUUUUUGGAUGAUGAUGUUGUAGUACAGCAUGACAUUUCAUCUUUGUGGACAUUGGAUCUCAAUGGAAAAGCCAUUGGUGCUGUUGUCGAUUCAUGGUGUGGGGACAACUGCUGUCCAGGGAGGAAAUACAAGGACUACUUGAAUUUUUCGCACCCGAUGAUUUCAUCAAUCCUCGACCAAGAUCGUUGUGCAUGGCUCUCCGGUAUGAAUGUCUUUGACCUUGAAGCUUGGAGGAGGACCAACAUCACAUCUUCUUAUCAUAAAUGGUUGAAGCUUAGCCUCAAUUCAGGGUUCACUCUAUGGCAACCGGGAGUGCUUCCGCCAAAUUUACUUGCUUUCGAGGGACAUGUGCAUCCUAUUGAUCCUUUAUGGCAAGUGGCCGGAUUAGGCUAUCGUUCAUCAUCUGCUCAAGGACAUAUAUUGGAGGCUGCUGCUGUUUUACAUUUCACUGGCCCUGCCAAGCCAUGGCUCGAGAUCGGCUCUCCGGAACUACGAAGCCUAUGGAGCAGACAUGUAAAUUUAUCAAACAGCUUUAUUAGGAAAUGUAAGGUUUUGCAUUGGGGUUAGCGGACAAAGCUCCGACUUUUACACAUUUCAUGAAAAACGGCAAUAACGCAAUAAGGAAGCAAGCAGAGGGAAGAAGGUUUAGCCUUCAGCCUCUGCAUAUAGUAGGAAAUUGGUAACUGUCAUAUCCAUAAUAGAAAAUAGAUGAAGGCACCUCAUGAUGUAAGAUAUAG